Molecule: messenger RNA, 819 nt
Organism: Phytophthora sojae
Lineage: Eukaryota; Oomycota; Peronosporomycetes; Peronosporales; Peronosporaceae
Exons: 1
Coding region: 1-819 (272 amino acids)
Molecular function (GO): nucleic acid binding; zinc ion binding
Source: RefSeq, a predicted model, not a curated record
AUGCCGACGAACGCCCAGCUACGAGCCGAGAUCGACCGGCUGAAUCAAGCGAUGGCAGAGCGCACGCGAGUGCCCACCAAUCUGCCCAAGUUCACCGGCAAGCGGGGGGGGGAAGACGUUCGCGAAUGGCUGUUCCAGAUCGAGAACGCCUGUCGCAUCAACGGAAUCCAAAUCGAAGACGCGAGCGCGCGUCUGCCGGGUAUCGCCGGGUCGGCGAUGGAAAAGCCGGCCUCAGGAUGGUUCCUGCACUGGUCAUCGACGACGAGAAGUGAGGAGCACACGUGGGGGCUUUUCCGUGAGCAUGUGCUCCAACACUUCGAAGCUUCGAACUACCAGGCCGUCUUGCGAGAAAAGCUGCAGCGACUCAAGCAAACGGCGGACAUCGAGACCUACAACGGCGAGUACUCUGCUCUUAUCUUCCGAGUUGAGGGCAUGAGUGUACUUGGCCAGGUGCUAAGCUACGCAAACGGUCUCAAGCCUCGUACCCGUAGCUACGUCAAGCUCGAGAACCCAGAGACGCUGAGCGCGGCUAUGGACCUGGCGAUCAAGUACGAAGUUACACACUUUGUGGACGACGUGCGCGACCGUCAGUCCCGCCAAGACAAGAGGAAGAUCUUCGCUGAUCAAGCUCCCAAGCAAGACAAGCCAUUCAAAGGGAAACCUUUCCGCGGCAAGGGACGGUUCAAGCCGAGGUCUGACUCCAAACGUACUGAUGACCGCACCUGCUAUCACUGCAAGAAGCCUGGCCACAUCAAGGCCAACUGCUUCCUCUGGAAGAAGGAGAAAGAUAAGCAGGGAAACGAGCAACCACGUCAGUGA